This is a messenger RNA of Xenopus laevis (African clawed frog), 9678 nucleotides long. It is a transcript of the gene onecut1.L, whose product is annotated as one cut homeobox 1 L homeolog. Gene Ontology annotation, cellular component: nucleus. Gene Ontology annotation, molecular function: RNA polymerase II cis-regulatory region sequence-specific DNA binding; DNA binding; DNA-binding transcription factor activity, RNA polymerase II-specific. Bases 797 to 2275 code for a protein of 492 amino acids. NCBI's taxonomy places the organism in Eukaryota, Metazoa, Chordata, Amphibia, Anura, Pipidae. The transcript has 3 exons. The record is from RefSeq and is a predicted model, not a curated record. Gene Ontology annotation, biological process: regulation of transcription by RNA polymerase II.
UUACAACCUUUUAUUUCUGGUCCCCUGAAAAACACAAAAUGGGGGUUCUUCUGUAUUCUAUGUAAAUGACUUUUCCAACAGAUCACUCAGUGCUACUAAACAUAAGUUCCUUCUCUAUGGCAUUACAAAGACAUAAGGUGAUAAUAACAAAUAAUGUCAUGUGCGUAAUAAAAAGGUGUGUGCUAUGACAAGGAAAGGGUUAACCAUUGUUAGGGCUACGCUUAUGGGGAAAUAACAAGGAAUCAGUUACAAAGAAAAUCAUUUAUCCCCGACAAUGAACUGUCCUCGGUUGUAAGGUGAAGUGAAAGGCACUGGGCUAAAGGAGAAGGCGGCUGAUGUGUCAGUGCUGGGUACGAGGCACAUGGGAGCCUUCCUCUUUAUCUGUUGUUCCGAGGCUGCGAUUGCAGGGCAGCGUGAUGGUAAAUACAAGCCCAUGCAGUGAUGUCACAAGAAGCUGUGUGUUGAGUUUUACACUCCGGCCCAGUGCGCAUGCGCCGUGCUCCCGCGGCAGCUGCAGGGGCAGCUCUGUCACCUUACACAUCGGAGCAGUGAGAGACAUGGCAAGAGAUGGCGAGGGGAACAAGCAGGCUCCAAUCGUUGCUGCUGCUGCUGUUGCUGCUCUGACAAAGGGGACCGGGCCUUCUAUUAGCUGCAUUUAAACAAUAGCGUCGGUCAAAUCGGUAGAAUAAGAUCGGGGAGUUCCGGCGGGAUCCAAUGCCCACAACAACUGCCGCCGGGACUUUUGCCCAGCAGCUCGCCAGAUAGAUGUGCGCUUCACUCGCCUGCACGUUCCACCAUGAACGCUCAGCUGACUAUGGACGUGAUUGGCGAUCUGCACGGGGUGAGCCAUGAGUCCAUGCCAAGCACAGCGGAUAUGAUGGGCAGCAGCCCUCAUCACAGGGGCUCGGUCACCCACCGGAGCAACCAUCUGUCCGCCCACCAUAGGUCCAUGGGCAUGGCUUCCAUUCUCGAUGGAGGGGACUAUCACCACCACCACCACCACCACCGACCCCCAGACCACGCGUUAACGGGGCCCCUGCACCCCACUAUGACCAUGGCUUGCGAUACCCCUCCCGGCAUGAGCAUGAGCAGCACCUACACCACUCUCACCCCUCUGCAGCCUCUACCCCCAAUCUCCACCGUGUCGGACAAAUUCCCCCAUCACCACCAUCACCAUCACCCCCACCAGCGGAUAGCGGCCAAUGUCAGUGGCAGCUUCACCCUAAUGAGGGACGAGAGGGGACUGGCGACUAUGAACAAUCUGUACAGCCCGUACCACAAGGAGGUGACCGGCAUGGGCCAGAGUCUGUCUCCGCUCUCGGGAUCCGGCCUGGGAAGCAUCCACAGUGCCCAGCAAGGCUUGCCCCACUAUGCCCACCCCAGUGCCGCCAUGCCCACCGACAAAAUGCUCACCCCCAAUGGCUUUGAAGCCCACCAUCCCGCCAUGCUGCCGAGGCACGGGGAGCAACAUCUCACCCCUCAAUCCGCCGGCAUGGUGCCUAUUAACGGCAUUGCCCACCACCCUCAUGCCCAUCUAAAUGCCCAAAGCCACGGACAGAUUCUGGCCUCCACCAGGGAUCAAAAUCCUCCUUCUGUGACUGGAUCACAAAUGAACAAUGGAAGUAAUUCAGGGCAAAUGGAAGAAAUCAAUACCAAAGAAGUUGCUCAGAGAAUCACAACGGAGCUAAAGCGUUACAGUAUCCCCCAGGCGAUCUUUGCCCAGCGGGUUCUGUGCCGAUCUCAAGGGACCCUGUCCGACCUGCUGAGGAACCCCAAGCCUUGGAGCAAACUCAAGUCCGGCCGGGAAACCUUCCGAAGGAUGUGGAAGUGGCUGCAGGAGCCUGAGUUCCAGAGAAUGUCAGCUCUUAGGCUUGCAGCUUUGGUACCAGCCGAUCCGGUAUUUCAGCACUCUGGACAGUUGCCUGCAGACUCCCUGGUUAAAAUCGGCUAUCCAUCACAAAGCACCCAGUCUAAUCACAUGUCAUGUAAACGAAAAGAACAAGAACAUGGAAAAGACAGAGGGAAUACACCAAAAAAGCCAAGGUUGGUCUUCACAGAUGUCCAACGCAGAACUCUCCAUGCAAUAUUUAAAGAAAAUAAGCGUCCAUCCAAAGAGUUACAAAUCACCAUUUCCCAGCAGCUAGGCCUGGAGCUCAGCACAGUCAGUAAUUUUUUCAUGAAUGCUCGCAGGAGGAGUCUUGAUAAGUGGCAGGAUGAGGGAAACUCUGGGUCUGGCAACACAUCAUCUUCAUCAAGCACUUGUACCAAAGCAUGAAGGGAAACACACAAACCCCAGAAACUUAAACCUCGGUGGAAAAGCUUUAAUACAAAGACCAGGACCUCAGCGUAUUAGGUUUAUACUUUAUAACUAUUUGAAACCAAAAUAAUUUAUAAGUCCAAAGAAACCAAAGACUCAUUUCUCCUAGUGACUUUUGUUCCUAAGACAUUUUUUCAGGAGAACGCAAAAAAAAAAAAUGGAGUCAAAAUACCAAAACCAAUCCCACUGACCUUACACCUUCACCUGUCAUCAUCAUUAUUCCCACAGUAUUUUGUCGUCUGGUGGUUUGGAACAUCGUGAUCUCUUGUCAUUGAAUGGACAUUUUAUGGGGUCUUCAUUCUCGUAACACAUUUCCAUGAAGGUGUAGGGCAGAUCAGAAUCUAAAGUAUACAAACCCAUGGUAAGGAACAUGGUCAAAACAUGUCUACAGAAUGGGAUGUGGCUUGACCAGCAAGUCGUCUGAGUUUAUUGUAAACGACUCUCACUGUUUGAACCAAGUAGUUCCACCGUAUGGCGGUAAAGUUCAAGCUGUUGAACAGCACCUAAACAUGUGCAUUCUCUCUGUUUGUUAAGGGUUGAUUACAUACAAAAAGCUAAGCCUUUUCUACCAUAGAAGAAUACCAAAGAAAAAAAAAAUGUAGUUUAUCCUAUUGAUUCUAACAUUUCCGCAAUGUUUUUACACUAAGCAUGAUUCACCAAAUAUCGGUAUAGAUAAUUUUAAUUUCUUACAAUUAAAAUACAAAUACAUGUGCAAAAGGCUUAUUUGUACUAAAAAUAUUAUUAUUUUAAACAGAGCACAAAAUUCUAGAUUAUGUGGUAUUAUACCACACUUAUCAUUUUCCACUUUUUUAAAGCAGUUUUCCCUUCAUGCAUGAAUCCUAGUAGUUUCACCAAACAAUGGCCUACAAUUAAUUUUGUAUAGUAUAUGCAUAUUUUUAAAGAUCAUCCCCAUAGAACAGGUUCAUUUUAACAUAAACUAGGAAGAGGCAAAAGACAUAAGAGCAGCACUCCAAAAUCUGAAUUAGUGAUUUAUUAGUGCCGCAGCUUAGGCCAAUAAAUCACUAACUGUCUGCAUAUUGCAGGUUACACCUUUAUUAUUCAUUUUUUGACUUACUUGCCAUUUCCCUUGAGUAAAAGUAGUGUUUGAUUGUUCAGAUUCAGGGAGGAAAAUCCUUUAAAUGCAUUUUAAACCAAUGCUGAAGCAGCAUUGAAAUAACAGAGGAAUCUGUACCCCUCCCCAUCUUAUUAUUUUAGAGCCCUGGUUUUGUUUUAAACUGGAAUAGAGGCCAAAACAUAGCAGCCUCUAUGUGAAAAUUAAUUAUUAUCAACAGAUAUAGGUGACUUUUUCUGCAAAGUCCCUACGGCCAUAUAUUAAGUUAUAGAUUUUUUUUUUAACAUACAACCCAUUAUUUAUAUGUUUUAAUGCAUAAGGAUUAAUUUCUUAACAAUCUAUACAAUUUACAAAAUUAUACAACCGGGGCUCAUUUAUCAACACUGGGCAAAUUUGCCUAUGGGCAGUUACCUAUAGCAACCAAUCAGUUAUUAGCUUUUCAAAGCCAGCUGCAAGUAGAACAAUGAAUGCAGCAAUCUGAUUGGUUACCAUGGUUUACUACCCAUGUGCAAAUUUGCCCAGUUUUGAUAAAUGACCCCUGGUGUCUCUUCCAAACCAAAACUUGAUUUCAUUUUUAAACAAAUUGUAAAUCCAUUUAAUUUGCUGCACAGUUUCUUAUUCUGUAAUUAAGACAGUUCACCAUGGCAUGUGGUAUUUUCCAUACUUUGUAUCCAGGACUUGAAAAUCUAAAAGCUUGAGCAUAGUUAAAAAUCAGUUUGGAUAUUAUUUAGUUGGUUUGGAAUGUUUAUACAGGGCACUGAAAUUAGUCAUUAAUACAUACAGUCUUUGCAGGUUUAUUUUAAAAAAAUAUAUAUAUUUGUUUAUUUUUUUUGUAUCACUUAGAUGAACUCCAAUGUAUCCCAAAGAUAAUAUAUAUAUUGCACAAGAGAAAACAUACUAUAUUUAAGCCAAAUAACCAUAUUUCCGGUACUUUUUAUGUUUUCUGUUUUCAUGUUACUUUUUAUAUAAUGUCUGGACUGUUUUGGAAUACAACCACCCAACUAAUUGCUUAUACCAAAGAAACACUAUCCUGAGAGCAAUGACCUUGGAGUACGGAGACGCAUUUUGAGACACUCUUCACUAUAUGAUAAUCAGAUAACAAAUCCAUAAUAUCUGGCAUCUUUGUCACAAGGAGCACACCAACUUUCUUUAAAUAAGCCAUUCAUCAAACAAAGUAGCAUCUACUCAUGGAUAUAGUAAAGUGUUUAGAUCUCAGGGCUUCAGAUUGUAGAGUUUCCAUACAUUAAUGGUGAUUGUUGUAUACUAUAUAAUGAUCAUUUUAUUAAUGAUCAUACAUAGAUCUAAGAUCUGAUUUUUGCUAUAGCUUUUCUAUCUGUUCAUUUGUUCAACAAUGGCUCUUUUCUUGCUGGUACUGCAAGCCCUUGAUAUACCAAAGAAUCCUUUUACAUUUCCUCUCAGUCGAGGUGGGAAGGCAGUCGUACGGUAGAGUCCCUUUUUUCUACACAGAAAUGAAGGGAGGAAAAAAAGAAAAGAAAACUAUGCAUUUAACAAACAAAGAGAAUGCACUAAGGGCGUUUUUUGUCUGACUGAUGUUUAUGGUGCGUUCAAAUCCUGUAACAGAAGCCAGUGUGAAUUCUUUGUGCUGGUCUUCUGCUUUAUUGUGGUGUGGUUAGCUUUACAAUACAUUUGGUAACUAUUUCCUAAGACUAUGACAAAGAAGCAAAGAGAUAGCUGCUUCCACAUGUAAAAAAAUGUAAAGAUCUACUAUUUAUAGUGUGAACCAAAGACGCUACCUCACUCGAUUUCCAUUUCGUGAUUUUAAUCACAUUGAUGAUACCAAAGAAUACCAAAGAUUUUUCUUGCACGGCCUUCGUCUGCCAAAGGCACUCUGCGACCUUCCCCUGACUCCUGACCCACAACCCCUGACCUUCAUGAUAUAUAUAUAUAUAGAUAUAUAUAACACGUUUCUUUUUUCCAGAUAUAUUACAAUUAACCCCUUCAGGGUCAGAGGUGCUUAAAACACCCCUGGGACUGACGGAGUCAAUAGCAAAGAGACCAGAUGGCUUCACAUGAUCAAGGUCUGGCCUCAUCAAUUUUCCUUUCUGCUGGUGCCCGAAUAAAACCUAUUAUGCUGGGCAUAGCUGAUGUCCUAUAAUAACCAAAGACUGCAUUUUUUUUUUUUUUUAAAUUAAACUGGGAUGACUUUUAUUUUUACAAGACCUUGAUAAGGUUUUAUAACCCAUUAGUAGAAAUAAUGGCCACAUCUCUAAAGUCUGCAAGAUAAUUAGAGAUUUAAAACCAGGACAUCAGAUUCCAGCAGCCUGCCCAUGGUCAUCUGCUGCCUUCUGGACAACCUAGAAAAGUACGCAACAAACCAUUAAUAAUGUUUGAGAAUAAACAAAGCUUUAGGCAAAUAUGUUGCAAACAUUUGUAAACUCAUAGGACGAGUGCCUUGCUUGAACCAAAGUGUUAAACCGCCGUUGACCUCUUCUAUCUCACCUUAUACUCUUUGAAUACCUCAGCCUUUUAGAAAGGCCGCUGAUUAAAUAAUAAUACUAAUAAUGGAAUAAUUCUUCACCGUGGUGCUUUUGCAUUGCAACCAUGCAAAUAACCUUUCUUUGAUACCAAAGGCAUUUCUUUUUCACUCUAGCUGAUGAACCAAAGUCUUAGUGUGCCCCAACUUUUGGCAGCAUCUGUUCUCUCCACCUGACCAUUUCCGCUCUGAGUACCUGUUGCCUGGAUGUAGGCCGUGCAGUUUCUCUUACCAAUUUCUCCAAAUACCUCAUAGUAUAAGAAAUCUUUAGGAUUACAUUGUAUAGAAAGUCUAUGUGAUAACACAAAACAUACUAGUUUGAUAAAUGUUAACCUUCAUACAAAAGUUAUAUCAUUAUUUAUUUUGUAGGCUUUUGUUCUGUUGGUAUUAACUGAGUUGCUCUUAAAGAAAUAUUUUUUUUUCCUGCAAGAUAGGAAAGGGGUUGGGUCAGGACAGGUUGAAAAAGUAAACGCAAUGACGUUAAAACAGCUUCGCUUUUUUUUGAAGACAACGACACUUUGUGUUUGAUACUCAACAUUCUUUUCACAGGGUAAAACAACGAAAGAAAAGCAUUUCCAGAUGUAACAUUUAGUUCUUGUUUUUGUUCUUUGUAAAUGUUCCUUGAGCUCUUUAUUUCUAUUAUUUUCGCUGUUUUAUUUAAUCUCUGCUUAAUUUAUGACUGCAGUUGAAAAUGCCUGUAAAUAGUCGAUUUUGAAAACAACCAAAGUUAUCAUGUUACAAUCUUUUUUCCUUAUUGUUUCAUUUGCUAAGAUGUACUGAAGGGGAGUUGCAUUUCUCUUGAUCGUGCAGGGUGUAUAAAGAUUAAUCUUAGCAGACACCUUGAUGUGUGUUUAAAAACACUGCCAGAUCCCUGUACCUUGUAUUUGCCAAAUGUAUGGAUCAAGGUAUUGUAAUCAAACCAAAAAAAAAAAAAAAGUCAUUUGUAUUUAUGUAUAGUUUCUGUUUUUUUGUGUUUUGCUAAUUUAUUUCAGAGGGGUUACUUUGUGGGUUUAACCUGCAAUUCCAAAGAACUUUCCAAGCAUUGUUUAAUGUUAAUCAAGCACUGGCAUUGUCGAAAGGCAUUUCUUUUUUCAAACUGAUUCAUUUGUGUAAAUAUUUGUGUAUAAUUUUUGCCAUAAGCACGGGUAUAGAAAGAUUGUCACGCGUUGGAGACAAACUGACUUGUAUUUGGAAAAUCUCUCUACUUUAUAAAUAAAUGGUCGUUGUAAAUUGAAUUUGUGUUUUACCGAGGUGGAUGGACACACAAUGUCACUGGACCAUUGUAUUUGGUUACCUGGUAUACAAUAAAAGCCAACAAGGGCAGCUGGGCUGCUACCUGUUGCAAACAUUGUAUACUUUGGCGACAAACAUAAAAUACAAUUCAUAUUCUUGAAAUAACUGGGAAAGGAUUUUGCACACAAGCACAUUUGUACCUGCUUCUUGGGUGCAAUUUGUUUAAAUGCCAUCUGACACAGAUUAACGCAAGGAAUACAUUGAUGUAAUGUUAAAAAUGGAUCUGUGUUUAGCAUUAUCAUUCUUGUGUCAAAUAGAGCAAUCAGAGAUCCCUAUGUAUUCCUGUCAACUGUCAGAUGGCAAUUAAACUCGUUGCAACGUGGAAUUAGGUCCUAUGUUUUAUUUGACACCUUUUAACAGCUAUGGAGUAAAUGUCUGAACAUGUUUUUCAUUUUUGCUAUGAUUACUGUAAAAUUGCAAUGUUGAAAAAAAAUGUCACAGCUUCUUCUCUCAUGAUGCACUGAUUUCCUGUGCUGGAAUGUCCCGUGUUUAUUUAUGUUUUGAUACCCAUAAGGCAUACGCAUUCCCUCCAUUCUUUUGCAGUGACAAUUACUUGAUGAUAAUGUCAAGCAAUGAUAUAAACGGCAUGAGUGGAUCUCAAUAUUUAACCUAUCAUUAGCAAUCCAAUGCUAUAUACGGUUUAGGUCUGUUCUAUGAGGAUUGGAUCCCACAGUUAUGGAAUAGAUUUCAUUUCUGAUCAUUGAUAUGGCAGCAAUUUAACUACUUACCUUGAGUAUAUUGCCCAGAUCUAUCAGUAUAAGAAAGUGACAUGAAUGAUUCUUUCUAAAUUAACUAGACGGGCUGAUACGAUCAUUACAGAAAACUUACCCUGCAUACAUUUCAUAAAUAAAACUAGGGCAAUUAUAUUUUAGUAGCCUACUGUUUGGUUACAUUAUAUUUUCUUAUAUAUUUCCCAGAAUGAUGUUCCUUGUAUGGCUUUAAUUCAGAAGAAAUGGAAUUACCCAAAGAUUUUCUAUUAUGUUCAAUGUGCAUCUAUUUCUUUUUAUUUCAGCAGUCCUGUGGAAAUGAUCUAAUGCAAUGUAUUGCUGUGACAUAUUUAAGUAAAACCAGUACUACCAAAACAAAUUAAUAGUUUGUGCCCACUCGCCCUCCAAAAAGGAAACACUGACUACAAGCUAAAACAGACUUUAGACAAUUUAGAUAUGAAACCAACACUCCAUCUUGUUUAUAUUCCACUAUCUAUGUAUCUAAUUAGACCCAGAACAAAACAAUGCUCUAUAACACUUGUAGCAUCCCAAAGUAUCCCCAUUUAAAUAUCAGUGUUCAUCAAAAAUAUUUGCCAGCCCAAGAAACUGAUAACUGUAUUCCACUCAUGAAUAUGCUGCAUUAUCAUCACACUCAUUAUUAAUUAUAGUAAUACACAACUUGACACAAGUUUUCAAUACAGAUAGAUACAGAUGUUUACAAAAGUCUGUCGGUGACAUGGAUGAGCAAUCAUUAGUCACCUGAUAUAACUGUUGGGGUAAUAAACCUGUUUUAAAAUUAGAAAUAAAUUCUUCAGUCAUAGUCCAAUACAGCAACAAAGAGAAAUCAAUUGCAUAUUUAUAACUGUUUGUACCAUGCCAUGUAUUUUUAUUAUCCAACAUUACAACAUUUUGACGAGCAUUGGUUGGGUCCAUUGCAUGUUUAAAUGAAGGAAGAAAUUCAAUAAAUAAAUAUUAUCCAAGGUACCACAGGUCUGAUCAGCAAAUCAUCAUCCAGAUUCCUAAUAGACCCCCUGAAAUUUCGAAUUUUAACAUAAUCUUAUAUGAUUAAACACUGUUGUGAUGUUUGACUGAGUGAGAAACCCAACAAUAGGUCACCACAUUUUGAUAUUUCUAUUAAAAACAAAAUCCAACAAAACAUUUGUAUCUUCAAAACAAUCUGACCAUUACUACCAGUUCAUUUCAAUAUUAUACAUCAGAGCCAAGGUCUGAUUCCUUAAACAGUCCAUAGAGCAUAAUGGCAACUCUCUUCCAUGUAAGACACAUCACAUCUAGUGGUUUGUUGUUGUUUUUUUCUGGUAAAAAGUCACAAGAACAAAACGCUGGUAUUUAGCUAAGAUUAUGCCCCGUCAUAGCUGAUGAGAAUUCCCACUAUCACACAACAAAGUGAGAUAUCCCUCAAAAAUGGAAAGGCAGGUUUUGGGGCAACAGCCCCGACUGUGUGCUUUGCCCAUGGUGAUCUCCUGUGUUGCCCCAAAUGUUAGUCACAAAGCUAAACUUGUAACUUAAGCCAAGCAGUCGAAUGUCUACUGUUCAUAGAAACAUAAUUAUCCUGCAUUUGUAAUACUUUAUUUCCACAUCUGAGUUAGCUUUGAUUGACAAAAGGUCGUUGAAGACAAUCAUGCUGAGAAGGAGCAGAGAUUCCAAACCUGACUCUCCAGCUUUUAAAGGCAAACCAGCUCCCAUCACCAUGAGCUAUCAACUGGGUGGCUGAGGAUGAUGAGGGUCUAGUUCUUCAAUUGUUAAAUAUAGUUGUUAAAGCCUGAAUAUGCUUGGU